AUGCAGUGGCUUGUCACAGGUUGCAGCACAGGCCUAGGUCUCGAGAUCGCACGAGCUGCUCUCGAAUCCGGACAGAAAUGCAUUGCCACAUCACGCAAUCCAGCCAACUCUCCCGAUGCAGUCGAGGAAAUUGAGAAACUCGGCGGCGUUUGGGCCAAGUUGGACGUUUCCAGUCCAAGUCUUGAAAGUGACAUCGAUGAGAUUGUGAAAGAACACGGCGCCGUGGAUGUUGUGGUGAACAAUGCCGGAUAUGCAGAUGGCGGGCCUUUGGAAAAGAUGGACCUUGAUAAGGCCCGCCAGCUGUUUGAGACGAAUUUCUGGGGGCCCAUCCGUGUCAUUCGAGCACUUGUGCCAUCCAUGAGAGGCCGAAACUGUGGGGUUGUUGUCAACGUCUCCAGUGCAGUCAAUUGGAACGCUCCUCCUGGAGCUGCUGUGUACGCUGCCUCCAAAUUUGCGAUCGAGGGAGUGUCCGAGGCAUUGGCCACGGAAUUGUCGCCCUUUCAUAUAAGAGUUUUGAUCGCCGAGCCAGGCGCGAUGAAGACCAGCUUUUACGAUCCGAAGAAGAUGAACAUAGUAGCCAUUUCCGACGUGUAUAAGGGAACUGUCACAGAGUUUGUGUUGCAGGCCAUCACAGGCCUGCAUGAUGGAGCGCCACAGGAUCCGAAGAAGACUGCUGAAGCGAUUGUGAAGGAAGUUUUGAAGCCUUCGUCCGACCCCAUGAUUUUGCGAAUGCCAUUAGGCAAGGAGUCUCUGGGGGGAAUGCGGAAAAGAGCAGAGGAGUAUACCAAGAUAGCCGACAGCGUGGAAAUGAUCGCCGCGGCUUGUGACUUCUGA
Molecule: messenger RNA, 834 nt
Organism: Cladophialophora psammophila CBS 110553
Lineage: Eukaryota; Fungi; Ascomycota; Eurotiomycetes; Chaetothyriales; Herpotrichiellaceae
Exons: 2
Coding region: 1-834 (277 amino acids)
Molecular function (GO): oxidoreductase activity
Source: RefSeq, a predicted model, not a curated record